UUUCAUGCUCCUUCUCCUUGCUCUCAUCCCUGCCUUCUUAUUGCAUGAUAUUGAUACCCACAAGCUUGUUUCCGCCAACAAUGAAUUGAUCGAGCUAGAAUGCCACAACACAGAAACCCCAGAACUUUGUAUGGAGUGUCUAAAGUCAGACCCAAAAUCCCAAUACAGUGAUGAGAUAGAAAUUGCCAGAAUCAUCACAAAUUGUCUGAGCAACCACUCAAAACAUUUGGCAGCCAAUAUGUCUGGGCUUGUUGUUGUAGUCUCGGAGGAGAGGUUAAAGGCUGCUUGCGAAGCCUGUAGCGGAGGGUAUUCUCGGGCAUAUAAGCAUCUGUCUGAAGUGCUCUCAUACUUGAAGAGAGGGGAUUAUGACAAGGCUGGCCAUUCUGUACUUAUAGCCCUCAAAUUUCAACUAAGUUGCCAGAAGAGUAUUAAGAGCCAAAAAUGGAGUCUUCCAGAGAGCAUUGCUUAUGAGAUGAAGGUUUAUGAAGAUCUUUCUCAGGAUGCUAUGAGAAUAAUUGAUCGGCUCUAGCUCUCUCUAUGUAUAUGUAUGUGCUAAUUAAUUUACUCUCUUAUCAGCCAUCUCAGAUAAAUAAAGACAUACAUUAUGUAGUGCUUGACCAGUCCAAAUCAAGUAGAAAAUUAAGAAACAAGAUCGGAGAGCUCUAAAUUCUUGAUUUAUUUUAUUCACUUAAUAGUUGCAUCAAGCCCUUCGUUG
Messenger RNA from Manihot esculenta (cassava), 715 nucleotides. Its product is annotated as pectinesterase inhibitor. The transcript has a single exon. Lineage: Eukaryota; Viridiplantae; Streptophyta; Magnoliopsida; Malpighiales; Euphorbiaceae. Gene Ontology annotation, molecular function: pectinesterase inhibitor activity. The record is from RefSeq and is a predicted model, not a curated record. Bases 5 to 529 code for a protein of 174 amino acids. Gene Ontology annotation, biological process: negative regulation of catalytic activity.